GUGUGUGUGUGUGUGUGUACAAGUGUGUGAAAACUGACUACAUGUUGAUGACCGAAGCUAACGUCUGGAGUCAGAUCAGAAAAGCUUAGGAAUAACGGCUUGACCCGUGGAAGAAGUGUGAUUCUCUCCGAAAUAAGCGCAGGUUUUGGUUUUUUUAAUGACACAUCAAGAGGAGACACAAGAUCUGUAAAUAAAAUAUAUGUCAACGGAACUUGACAAGGAUUAAAGAUACAGAUAACCACACAAGAAGAAGGGAAUAUUUUCGGGACUCGUAAUAUGAAAAAGGAGCAGGAGCAGGCCGAAACAUUAGGUUUUGUCCCUCAAAAAGACGUUGUCUACAAUAAACUCCUUCCUUAUGCAGAGAAACUAGACGCCGAAUCCAAUGACAUUUUGUCCAGAAUCAAAGGGAACUUGGGUCGCGCUAUCCAGCUCAGAGAGUUAUGGCCCGGAGUUUUGUUUUGGACAAGGAAACUCUCAACGUACCUUCGUCUUAAUGGGAGAAAGUUCAGCAAAGAGGACCAUGUGCUCUUCAUUAAGCUUUUGUAUGAGCUGGUCACCAUUCCUGAGCUGGAAAUCAGCAUGUUGCAGGGCUUUGCUCGACUCCUCAUCACCUUACUCAAAAAAAAAGAACUGCUCUCACAGGAUGACCUCGAGUUGCCUUGGAGGCCUUUGUAUGAGCUCUAUGAGAAGAUCCUUUACUCUAAAACUGAACAUCUUGGUCUCAACUGGUUUCCAAAUUAUCAAGCAGAAGCCUCCCCUAAACAAAAAAUGCUUAAUUUUGUGCGCAAGCGCUCUGUGGAGAAUGUGUUGAAGACGUUGGUGAAGAGUUGCAGAUUGUAUUUCCCUGUGUCAGCCACGCAAGAGAUGUUAGAUGAGUGGCGCCCACUACUGUGUCCGUUUGAUGUCACUAUGCAGAAAGCCAUCAGCUACUUUGAGCUAUUCCUCCCCACCAUCAUGCCUCCAGAGCGGCACCACAAAGGCUUCAAGUUAUGGUUUGAUGAACUGAUGGGUCUUUGGGUCUCAGUACAAAAUCUACCUAGCUGGGAGGGGAAUCUUGUGAACCUUUUUGCCCGGUUGGCCAGUGACAACAUUGGCUACAUAAACUGGGACCCUUAUAUCCCCAAGAUUUUCACCAGAAUUUUGCGAAGCUUCAACUUGCCUGUAGGAACAAGUCAGAUGGUGGUUCCUAAGUACCUCACCAACUCUUAUGACAUUGGCCAUGUUGUUCUCUGGAUCUCUGCCAUGCUGGGAGGUGUUCAGAACCAAGCCCAGAAGCAGCUUGAUGGCCUCUUCAACAGCAUCGCCUCCUUCUACCACCCUUCCAACAAUGGCCGCUGGCUGGUGAAGUUGAUGAAGCUUCUGCAGCGUUUGCCAGCAAGCGUGGUCAGACGGUUGCAUCGUGAGCGUUACAAGAAGCCUUGCUGGAUCACACCAAUACCCUACAGCCAUCGUCUUACUGAUGACAACAUCACAGAGUUUGUGGAAAGCAUGAAACAACCAGUUCUAAUGGCCAUGUUCAGUAAGACAGGCAGCAUGGAUGCAGCUCAAGCACUGCAGAAUCUAGCACUGAUGAGACCAGAACUGGUUAUUCCUCCUGUGUUGGAAAAGACAUACCCUGCCAUGGAGACUUUAACAGAACCCCACCAGCUGACAGCUACUCUCAGCUGUAUGAUCGGUAUGGCUCGCAGCCUGCUGAGUGGCGGGAGACACUACCCAGAAGGCCCUGCUCAUGUGUUGCCACUGCUAAUGAGGGCCCUGCCUGGCGUAGACCCCAAUGAUUUCAGCAAGUGCAUGAUAACGUUCCAGUUCAUUGCUACCUUUACUACCCUUGUGCCUUUGGUAGACUGCUCCUCUGCCCUCCAUGAGCAGAAUGACUUGACAGAGAUGGAGAGAGAGUUGUGUUCAGCCUCGGCUGAGUUUGAGGACUUUGUCUUGCAGUUUAUGGAUAGGUGCUUUGCAUUGAUUGAGAGCAGCACUCUAGAGCAGACACGAGAAGAGACAGAGACAGAAAAAAUGACUCACCUGGAGAGCCUAGUGGAGCUUGGCCUGUCCUCCACCUUCAGCACCAUCCUCACUCAGUGCUCCAUGGAAAUAUUCAAGGUGGCGCUUGAGAAAGUCUUUAACUUUGCCACUACCAACAUCUUUGAGACACGUGUGGCAGGUCGAAUGUUAGCAGACAUGUGCAGAGCAGCAUGUAAGUGUCAUCCAGCUGAAUCCUUGAGACUGUUUGUGCCCCACUGCUGCAAUGCUAUCAGUCACAUCACUACUAAUGAGGAUGUUUUGCAUGAAGAGGAACUGGACAAGGAGCUGCUGUGGAACCUCCAGCUGCUUUCUGAGGUGACCCGUGUGGAUGGAGAGAAGCUGCUGCCAUACCGUACAGAGUUGGUGCAGAUCCUGCAGCUGACCUUGUGGCUGCGCUCUAAGCAGGGUUACAGUCUGGCCUGCAACCUACUGCAUCAUGUCCUGCGUUCUAUGGCCCUCACCUACCCCACAGACUACUGCAGCGUGCCUGGUGGCUUUAACAGACCACUGAGCGAAUAUCUGCCCAUUAAGGACUGGGGCCGUCCAGGUGACCUGUGGAACCUGCAGGUCCAAUGGCAUGUGGCUAGUGCAGAGGAGAAGGCCUUUAUCUUCUAUAUAUUAGACCUUCUGCUCCAGCCAGAGCUGCAACGCCUGCAGCGAUAUGCCCAGGGCGAGCAGAACAUGAGCAGGGAUGAUGUUCUACAGAGCCUGUCGAUUGUGCACCACUGCUUGCUGGGGGCUGGCUGCAUGUUGCCCCCUCUGGAUGGACUCCCUGUUACUAACCUAGUUCAGAGCAUAGUUAAUCUAGAGGAGACAAAGCUCUACAUUGGGGUUGAAUAUGAUGAGUCCAGAGAGAACUACAGAGAUGCUAUCUGUAAAGUCAUAAGACAGCUAUUGCAUUACAUUCUGGAACAUUCAGAGGAUGACACAAAGUCCCUGUUUGCCAUCAUUAAGAUAAUCAAUGACCUCAUGCAUUUUAAAGGCACCCACAAGCAUGAGUUUGACUCUCGUUGGAAGAGUUUCACUUUGGUUAAAAAAUCUAUGGAGAACCGACUGCAUGGAAAGAAGCAACACAUACGAGCUCUACUCAUAGAUAGAGUACUUCUGCAACACGAGAUGCGUAAGCUUCUAGUGGAAGGCUGUGAAUACAAAACUGUUCACCAGGAUCUCCUCAGGGACCUUCUGCGUUUGUCCACUAGCACCUACAGUCAAGUCCGUAGUAAAGCUCAGAGUGUUUUGUUCACUGCUCUGGGAACUUAUAACUUCUGCUGUCGAGACAUCACUCCUCGGGUGCUGGAGCUGCUGGAGCCAUCACGGACCAAUGUCACCCAGCAGCAGAUCAAGGGUGCUCUGUACUGUCUGUUGGGGAAUCAUGGAGGUGUUUGUCUGGCUAACCUGCAUGAUUGGGACUGCAUUGCUCUGACAUGGCCAGCCAUAGUACGCUCAGGCCUCAAUCCUGCCAUGUCCCUGGAGAAACCCUCCAUUGUCAGGCUCUUUGAUGACCUUGCAGAUAAAAUCCAUCGCCAGUAUGAGACAAUUGGCAUUAACUUCACUGUGCCCCAGAGCACGGUGGAAAUUGGCUGCAAGAUCGCAGAUUCCAGUAGCCCUGAUGCUCACAUGCGUCCACCCUCAGAACAGGAAGUGGAGCAGGGACUUGCCUUGGAGCAAGCCAGAAAUCUGGAGGCUGUGCGGAAUUAUGAAAAGCUGGUUCAUGAUCUAUUAGAAUGCCUCAAUGAAAGAGACCUGCCAUGGAAGUUUGAGCACAUGGGUAUUGGUUUCCUGUCUCUGCUACUGAGAGAUGACCAUCCACUUCCUGUCCCGGCUGUGCGCUUCCUUGUCCAGAGUCUUAAUCAUGACGCACUUGUUGUGCGCAAGAUGGCAAUAUCUGCUGUAGCAGGAAUCCUCAAGCAGCUGAAGAGGCCCCGCAUUAAAGUGGACAUCAUACCCAGUGACCUCAGUGGGGUGAUGGAGCCAAAGGAACUGGUAGCUGGAGACAGGCCAGGAAACGACUGGCUUCAAUAUCAUGCUGAUAGCGUGCCUCGCACUCAGCAGGACUGGGACAAUUUCUGCUUUGUGGAGAAGACUCACUGGGGUUACUACUGUUGGCCAAAGAAGAUGAUUAUAUAUGCUCCUGUAGAGCAGCAGCUGAAAGACCUCAGGCCAGAGGAGAUGAAUGAGAGUGAACGAAUCAUCUAUGACCAUUUCUCUGAUCCCGUGUUCAUCAAUCAGCUCAUCGAGUUCUUGUCACUCGAGGACCGCAAGGGAAAAGAUAAAUUUAACCCACGUCGCUUCUGCCUCUUUAAGGGUCUAUUCAGGAACUACAGUGAUGCCUUCCUGCCAGUGCUUAAACCUUACAUGGAGCGUUUGGCUGGUGAUUCCCACGAAAGUACGCAACGGUGUGUGGCUGAGAUCAUUGCUGGCUUAGUGAGAGGCAGCAAGCACUGGCGCUUUAGUCAGGUGGAGGCCCUGUGGCAAUUCCUGAUUCCUUUGAUGCGAAGAGCACUAUCCAACAUCACAGUGGAGAGCUACACUGACUGGGGCACAUGUGUAGCUACUGCCUGUGAGAGCAGGGACCCACGGAAGCUUCACUGGCUGCUGGAAAUGCUGAUGGAAUGUCCGCUUAGUGGAGAAGGGGGAUCCUUUGUAGAUGCUUGUCAUCUGUAUGUGCUACAGGGGGGACUGGCUCAGCAGGAGUGGAGGGUGCCAGAGCUGCUGCACAGGCUCCUGACCUAUUUGGAGCCCAAACUCACUCAGGUGUACAAGAAUGUACGAGAGCGUAUUGGCAGUGUGCUGACAUACAUUUUUAUGAUUGAUGUCAGUCUGCCAAACACUCUACCCACAAAGUCCCCUCACGUAACUGAGUUCACUCAAAGAAUCAUGGCUUGCCUGAAACCACUGCUGGAAGGAGAAGAGGAGAUCCAAAACCAUGUAGUGGAAGAAAAUGUAGUGGGUGAGCUGGAUGAAAGAACUCAGGCCAUCAAACUGCUCAAAACUGUACUGAAGUGGCUGAUGGCCAGCGCUGGCCGCUCCUUCACCACUCCAGUAGUUCAGCAGCUCCAGCUUCUGCCUCUGCUUUUUAAGAUUGCUCCUGUAGAGAAUGAUGACAGCUAUGAUGAACUGAAGAGGGAUGCGAAGACCUGCUUGUCUCUCAUGUCCCAGGGCCUCCUCUAUCCAGAGCAGAUACCUCUGGUACUCAAAGUGCUGAAUGAAAUUGCAGGGAGCAGCUCAUGGCAUGCCCGCUAUUCUGUGCUCACCUAUCUGCAAAUAAUGGUGUUCUACAACCUGUUCAUGAUAUUGAGCAAUGAACAGGCAGUGCAAAGUGUGCGAGCACUUGUCAUCAAGCUACUGGAGGAUGAGCAGCUAGAGGUGCGAGAAAUGGCUGCCACUACUCUGAGUGGUUUCCUGCAAUGUAACUUCUUGACCAUGGACAUCUCCAUGCAGACUCAUUUUGAGACUCUAUGCAAAACCAGACUGCCUAAGAAAAGGAAGAGAGAGUUGGGCUCUGUUGUAGACACCAUACCCUCAGUUGAUCUAGUGCGGCGCCAUGCCGGAGUGCUAGGUCUCAGUGCCUGCAUUCUAUCCAGCCCUUAUGAUGUACCCACCUGGAUGCCACAGUUGCUCAUGGACCUCAGUGCCCACCUCAACGACACACAACCUAUUGAGAUGACUGUGAAAAAGACUUUAUCUAAUUUCCGCCGGACUCACCAUGACAAUUGGCUGGAGCACAAGCAGCAAUUCACAGAUGACCAGCUAGUGGUGCUCACAGACCUACUUGUGUCACCAUGCUACUACGCCUAGACAGGUGAAACGGGUCUUUUUGGAGGGUUGUUUUUUUGGUUUUUUUUAACUUGCGCACUGUUUGAGAAAGCAAAUAUUAAGAGGACAAGUAUAGGCAUGGAAAAGCAGAGUGAAGCAAUAACUUGAAUUUGUUGAGUCGGAGCAGGGGGAAAUUGUGUACGUACUGUAUGGAUUUAACACACAUUUUGCAUUUUUAUUAUGCUUAAUAUUUAAGGUUUAUCUGUGCAGGGAUAAAUGGCCUGCAAUCUGUUAUUGUACAGAUUUCUUUUUUUUUUCUGUAUGUGUGGACAUGAAUGCGUGAUCAAGGACCGACUGCCUGUGGAUCUGAUCUCCCAUUCGAGCCAUUCUUCCAGCCAUUUAUAUCUCAUCUCUUCAGAAGGUGCAAAGACAGGUUCAGAUAUGGAGCUGUUAGGAAAUCAGUUUUAUUAACUAUGGCUACAUUUCACACUGCAGGUAAAAGUGGCCCAUGUUUAACUUCUUCACGUAACGUACUUUUUACUAUGACCGUGUGAGUCUGUCUACCCUUCAUAUCUAUAUAACAUGGCAAUGUGAUGUCCGUGUGUACAGUCAUCGUACUUUUAGAUGAAGCCAACUAGCCUUGAGUGAAUGUGGAAAUCGUCCUCCUCAUCUUGGUAUUCUGCAGGAAGUUUAUGUCUGAAUGCACGUAUAGCACAGUUCUACCACUCUGGUCGUACACUUCUCUCCAUUGACAGUCACCAUGACUCCACUGAAAGCUGCAAACAAUCUUGGCUCACCUUUGUGCAUUUACAUUCACAGAGGUUUGUUUUGUAGCUGGCAUUGAUGUUAAGAACAGCUUCUAAUUAGUAGUUUCUAGUGUUGCUUGGCGAGGUGCCUGAUGUCAUUCUUUCACAUAUACAGGUCAGUUCAGGAAUGUGAUUCAGAAUAGUAUUCUUUAAAUUGUAGCUAAGAAAUAUCACAUGAACAGUAAAUCCACAAUGAGCACUUUAGCUUGCAAUGUGAAUGUAGUCCACUUUGAAUCAGCAGCCUUUAGAUUGACCCUUUCUUGAUCAAGGCCAAAUGAAGUCUAAAGGUAGCCACUGAGAGCUAUUGAGAUCCUCCAGUGUAUGGUAUGGUGAAAACGAGACCCUUUCAAAACCAGCAGCAUUGCAUAACGGACAUAGCAUUUUGUGUUACUGUAGUAUGUGAUUGAUGAUCAGUAGCUCUUUAUUGUCUGAUGGGGAUUCAGUUCUUGCAUAAAUCUCAGUUCACAUGCCAUCAUUAUUUUUAUCUCAUUCUUGUAUUUAUAUUUGUGUAUGUAUGUAUAUAUAUACUGUACAUAUGCACAUAUCUAUGCAUAAUGUAAGUAAUUAUUUCAAAUAGAUUUACAUGUGUCUACUGGAAAAGAGUUUUGCUAGAUGAAAAUGAAGCACCAGGCAGGAGUGAGUGGAAUUGUGUGUGUGAACUGAAAACAUUUGAAGUGCAUGGUGGUGUGCGCGUGCGCAUGUUCAUAGUUUAAUCAUGUUAUUUAUGUGGCAUGUGACUGGGGAUCCUCACAGCAUUCUCCAUCCAUACAAACCCUUUUUCCCCCCUCCUUGUUCCACCCUGUACUUGUAAGUCAGAUUGAUUUAAAAGCAGUAGUGUCCUCUGACAUGUUCAUAUACACACCCAUAAAGAUCUUUACAUUAUACCCUUUUAAGUCCAACUGGGAGUGAACCAUGGAUAGUCCUGUUCUGCAUUAUGGAACAUCCAUACUGGCAACACUGUGUAGCUUAGUGCCAAAACUGCAGUGAGGUUGGUUUCCCCCCCCCAUUUUUUUUAGAUGUACCAUUUGCUUGUUUUAUCUAAGAAUAUGCCAAUAAAAUGUUUUUAACAAAA
Neoarius graeffei (lesser salmon catfish) is the source of this 7656-nucleotide messenger RNA. RefSeq names its product proteasome activator subunit 4b (gene psme4b). Gene Ontology annotation, cellular component: cytosol; nucleus; spermatoproteasome complex. Bases 277 to 5820 code for a protein of 1847 amino acids. The record is from RefSeq and is a predicted model, not a curated record. Lineage: Eukaryota; Metazoa; Chordata; Actinopteri; Siluriformes; Ariidae. Gene Ontology annotation, biological process: proteasomal ubiquitin-independent protein catabolic process. Gene Ontology annotation, molecular function: peptidase activator activity; proteasome binding. The transcript has 46 exons.